This is a messenger RNA of Tarenaya hassleriana, 792 nucleotides long. RefSeq names its product basic leucine zipper 43. The transcript has a single exon. NCBI's taxonomy places the organism in Eukaryota, Viridiplantae, Streptophyta, Magnoliopsida, Brassicales, Cleomaceae. Gene Ontology annotation, biological process: regulation of DNA-templated transcription. The coding region runs from base 69 to 578 and encodes 169 amino acids. The record is from RefSeq and is a predicted model, not a curated record. Gene Ontology annotation, molecular function: DNA-binding transcription factor activity.
CAAAACUUCUUCUUCUUCUUCUUCUUUAAUCAUCGGAAACCCUAACUUGUGAUCCAAGUUACGGCGAUAUGCAGCCGGCAACCGACGUUUUUAGCCUCCAUAAUUAUUUGAUCUCUACAAACCCAACGCCAUAUCCCUCUCAUUUCACCGUUUCUUCACCAUUUGACCUAAAUGGGCAAAACCCAAAUCCAUUCUACAGUUUCCAGGCAGCUACUACCAUGAGCCUCAGCAGCAACAAUUCAACCUCGGACGAAGCAGAGGACAAACAAACGGACAUAAUCAACGAGCGGAAACAGAGGAGGAUGAUAUCGAACAGGGAAUCAGCGAGAAGAUCGCGUAUGAGAAAGCAAAGGCACCUCGACGAGCUCUGGUCACAGGUUAUGUACCUCAGGAACGAAAAUCACCAGUUGCUGGACAAGCUAAACCAUGUUUCAGAGUCUCAUGAGAAGGUUCUUCAGGAGAAUUCUCAGCUCAAAGAAGAAGCAACCGAACUCAGGCAAAUGAUCAGCGACAUGCAGAUUCAGAGCCCUUUUUCUUGCUUCAGAGACGAUUUCGGAGAUGAAUCCCCAUUAGAGUAGGGGAAAAAAGGCGUUUUUUCAGAUGCCCAUUUCGCGUAUUAGUGUCGCCAAGUUAUAUAUAUAUAUAUAUACAGAGGCUUAGCGUCUACUUUCGUGAUUAUAUGUCUCCGAGUAAUCCAGUAUGUACAUUUACAGACCGUCACCUUGUUUUAUAAGGCUAUAUUAGUGUAAAACAGAGUUCUCUCUCAUGGUAUAUAUGAUCGUACGUUGUAUA